Molecule: messenger RNA, 2517 nt
Organism: Physella acuta
Lineage: Eukaryota; Metazoa; Mollusca; Gastropoda; Physidae
Product: derlin-2
Source: RefSeq, a predicted model, not a curated record
AGACGAUAGUAGGCCUAUUGGACAAAGCGCUAAGCCGCUAAGGCAAAGGCUGCUAUCAAAUUAUUUCAAGAUACACCAUCCUUGGACCAUUGUUCAUUAAGUGAAAGAUUAUUUACUUAACUGAUUGAAACACAAUAAGUAGAUGACAUAAAAGCUUUAUUAUGGACUGAUCUAUUUGGAUAUAUAGCAUUGAAUAAGUAAAACAAGCCCACCCCAGCAGCUGAAUUUUGAAUUUUGUAGACGAAACGUUUAAAAAAUGGCAGCGCAGACGUUUCAACAGGAGUAUAUGCAAAUGCCACCAGUAACUAGGGCAUAUACAACUGCAUGUGUUCUUACUACUUUAGCUGUUCAGCUUGAUUUAAUCAACCCCUUUCAGAUAUAUUUCAACCCUGAUUUAAUAUUUAGGCACUUACAGUUAUGGAGACUGGUGACAAGUUUUUUAUAUUUUGGGCCAAUUGGCUUCAAUUUCCUGUUCAACAUGAUAUUUGCAUAUCGCUACUGCCGUAUGUUGGAAGAAGGAUCCUUUCGUGGGAGAACAGCUGAUUUUUUUUUCAUGUUUUUGUUUGGUGGUUUUUUUAUGAUUAUUAUGGCUUUUUUUGUAAACCUUGUUUUUCUAGGAAGUGCAUUUACUAUUAUGUUGGUUUAUGUUUGGAGUAGACGUAAUCCUUACAUUCGGCUGAAUUUCUUUGGUCUUAUGAACUUUCAAGCUCCGUUUUUGCCUUGGGUUCUUUUAGGAUUCUCUUUGUUGCUUGGGAAUUCUAUUAUCAUUGAUUUGAUGGGUAUUGCAAUAGGUCAUGUCUACUUCUUUUUAGAAGAUGUCUUCCCUCAGCAAAAUGGAAAUUUUAAAGUGCUCAAAACUCCGGGAUUUUUAAAAUUGUUGUUGGACCCCCCACCCAACCAAGAGGACUACAAUCCACUGCCUGAAGAAGCUGGUGGGUUUAACAGAGGGCUGGGACCUGGCCCAGAGGACCAACAGUGAUCAAAGGCUGUUUCAACUCUGCUGACAGGUUUCUCAUCUUGUCCUUCACUCAGCUCUUGAUGUAUUAUUCAGUGUGCUCAUCUUCAGAUGGCUUGCAUUGAAAAUCUCAUCAGGAUUGACUCUGUGAAUUGUGUUCCCUAUACUUACCUUAUGUCAAGUUAUGUUUGAAUGUAUCAAAGAAGUUGGUCAAUCACUUGGCAGCUUUCUUAAGUUGUAUUUCUUGUAAAAGUUGUGUUCAACCUGGUUUCAAUAAUGUUGUAUCUGGUCAUUUCCAAGUGCUCUGAACAAAACAUAAACUACUGUUAUAAUAACAAACAUUUGACCCCUGUUUGUAGUCCUGUUUUGCUCCCCUCUAAUGUGUUUUGGUCAUGCUUUGAUGACCAUUUCAUAUCAGAUUUUGAUGAGCAUGCUAGCAAGUAUAACAUCUCUAUACAUUAGUCGUCCUUGAUAAAUCUUUUGAACUGAGCAUGUUCAGGGGGGCAUGUGCUUCAACUUUUCCACCAUGUUUUGUUGGCAUUUAUUUUGACCAAAUGUUAAAAAAAUAAAAUUUGACUAAACAAACUUACACAAUUGGAAUUAUUUUAAAAAAUUUGAUCUCCUUUUAUUUGAUCCUGGUCCCAUCUAUCUCCACCAUGAUGUGGCUGGUGCUUGACAACAGUACAAGGAACUCUAAUCUGCUGAUGCCAUUUGUCUGUGAUGUUCAAAUCCCCAGUCUUGUGGGGGAUUAUUGAUUUCUUGCUAUUGUUGACUGCAUAGAUCUAAUUUGUUUUAAUCACAUUCUAGUUCAUUCUUGAUCAUUUUCAACAUAAAACAGUGAAUAAAGAAGUAUUAUAAGGCUAUUUUUGUAUUCUACACAUAAACUAGAAAUCAUAUCUGUAGAAGCUUGCUUUUAUUUAAAAAGAGUAUGCGUUUUUUUUUCUAUUUAAUAGCCUUUAAUUUUCUACUUGAGCUUCCAAAACAAGUUAGCAAGAUUUGGAGUAGGCAAUAGAAAUAAAUACGAAUGCAUGUAUUGUAAGUCCAAUAUUUGUCAAUGUGUGUCAAAACAAUGUUGUAUUGAGGCGUGUUGAUAAGUUUUGACAGAUAGAUUGUAAAUAUAUAGUUUAUAAAUUAUUUGCCCCUUUUUGUUUCUUUAUUUUUAUGUGACAUAAUAGUUUAUAAAGUUAUUUGAAGUUUUUUAAAUUUCUCAUUAAUAUAAAUAAAAAACAUAACUGCAAAAUCUACAGAAAAUUGCAGUUUUGUUUAAUUAAUAAUUUAUUAAAGUUUUGUUUUGACACAAAAAUUCUUAAAAUCCGAGUUAUUGAUUGAUUUAUAAUUUUAAUCCUCCUGUCAUAGAACAACACAUUCAACAAGUCAGUUGUGUUCUUAGCCUUGUGCACACCUACAAUUAUUUGUGGGUUUGUGUUGUCUAGUAAUUCAACUUUGGCCAUUUCUAAUCAAUGAAAUGAUUCCUUUAAAGUUCUUUUCCAAUAAAUUAAUUUUUGUUGAAAGGGGAAGAAUGUUAUAAUGUUAAAUUUUUGUAAUUAAAAAUUUAUUUCCGA